AUGAUUAUUCAUUUACAUAAUGCAAUAUUAGGCACUAAUCACUUACGAAAUUCUCAAAUAAUAAAGCGAUUCAAUUUGAGAAUUAAAAAAAACCAGAAUUAUAAAAUCACCUAUCAAUUAUAUAAUAUAAUAUUGAAGAUGAAACAAGUCUUGAAUAAUAAGAAAAAAUUAAUUAAGAUAUCAAUAUAAUAUACUAAGCAGAUUAGAUAUAAUAAAAUGAUUAAAAAUUUAACAAAUUGUAAGAUUUUAAACUCAUAAAUAACAACAAUGUGGUAAAAAAUUUAGUUAAGCAGUUCUAUAAUUACCUCUUAAAGAAAUAGAAUGAAAGCCUUGUUUAGGAUUUCAUUUUUCAUAAGCCUUAUCCUUAUUGCAUAAAAUUAAUAAAAAAGUAUUUCAAAUAAAUGA
Messenger RNA from Tetrahymena thermophila SB210, 405 nucleotides. RefSeq lists its product as hypothetical. The record is from RefSeq and is a predicted model, not a curated record. The transcript has 2 exons. NCBI's taxonomy places the organism in Eukaryota, Ciliophora, Oligohymenophorea, Hymenostomatida, Tetrahymenidae.